Molecule: messenger RNA, 816 nt
Organism: Ambispora gerdemannii
Lineage: Eukaryota; Fungi; Glomeromycota; Glomeromycetes; Archaeosporales; Ambisporaceae
Source: the annotation of a GenBank genome assembly
AUGUAUACCUCAACUAUUUCCGACCAAACUGAUCGCACUGGAACCGGCCCUCUCGCCCGCUACGACGACGCCGGCUCUUUAGCCAGCAUUCCAUCACGUAAUGAGAUCUCUUUUCCGCAAAACAGGAAAACGUAUUAUGGAAGAAUCUACGAGAGUAAACAAUACACGCAGAUUGCAGAGGACGUGCUCAAAGAAACUGUAAAGGAUAUUUCGCAAACAGAUCUUAAUGAAAUAAUUAAAACUGCUGGCCUAACACCCGAGCCUUAUCUUUAUCAAAUUCCAGAACCAGGUGAACGCUUUGAAUAUGUUGUAGUUGAGAAUGAUUUAUCACAGAAGGUAGGUGACAAAAUGGAGUACCCAGAAGUGGCAAGACGUCUUGAUAAAAAUAUCGAUAUUGGCUAUUAUCUGAAAACUGUUAUCGGGCUCUGUGCACCGCAAAAAUCAGCUGAACAAUGGGUUAAGAGGUAUAUCAAAGAGCUACGUGAUGGUCCAAAAAAAGAUGAGACUAUCAUAUCCCAUCUAUGGAAAGAAGCUUGCACUUACGCGGAAAAUUUAUUUGAUAUCAAUUAUGCUGGUAAAGUAGUAAAAUGCUCGGGUAAUGUUGGUUAUUACACUUCCUUCCUCAAUGCACUAGAUAAGCUAAAAGAAUCCAUCCACUUAAAGCUUUCAUCAUUGCUCAAAGAAAUUUCUAAGAUCGAUUACAAAGUAGUUGGCCUAGAAAUUACACGCUAUCGAGUGUUAUCAAAGUUACAGGAUGAUAAAAAAGAUGAUUCGUCCGAAGCGGAUAUAGACGAGAUCAUCGAAUUAUAUGGAUAA